CUCGUGUCAGUGCACAGUCUGUGUGUGGUACAGCAAGCGUUGGAAAAACUGGGUAAAUCGAAUGCAAGCAAUUGCUACGUUACAACAUCCAACUUUUCUACGAUUUAACCUCUUUUAACUUACAAAAUUGUAUUUGGAUUUACUAGAAGACUCGUCAGUAAUUGCAUUUUAUCCAAGAAAGGCUUUCUUGGAAGUUUUAUGCGGUCAACAACUCGUUGUAAUCGACGGCUCUCCGACGUCGGAUCUGAAAAGCAUUGUCGAGGCAGGUCGUGCGGCGCCACGAGAUCACCGAAGUUCCAAGGCUCGGCUGGGACAAGGAUUCCAUGUAUCCAGCGAUUACUUUUGGAUCAUUUUUUCAUUCUCAUAAGGAAGGUUACCAGCCGAGGAUUGUGAAAAUUCGUUCAACAGACGGAUUAUUGCCGUCGUAGGGGAGGGGAAUCAAUCGAGACAAAGGAAAGGGGCUUAAAAUCAACAAUAAAGAUCGAGAGAUCGGAGGGUGGAAGUGUGUUCGCCGCCGCGGAGGAUUGGCAUUGUCCGACCGCUUGUGCGCACAGGGAGGGGUGGCGGACUAUCGCACAUCUACUCGGAUUACUGAAGUAUCCCCCGAUUUCCCUCAAAAAAGGAUACGUUCAAGAUGUAUCCACAGGGCCGGCAUCCGGCACCACACCAACCAGGGCAGCCUGGCUUCAAGUUCACCGUGGCCGAGUCCUGCGACAGGAUCAAAGACGAGUUUCAGUUCCUGCAGGCCCAGUACCACAGUCUCAAAGUGGAGUACGACAAACUGGCCAAUGAGAAGACAGAGAUGCAGCGUCACUAUGUCAUGUACUAUGAGAUGUCCUAUGGGCUGAACAUUGAGAUGCACAAACAGACUGAGAUUGCUAAACGGCUCAACGCAAUUCUCGCACAGAUCAUGCCUUUCCUGUCACAAGAGCACCAGCAGCAGGUUGCUCAGGCUGUUGAGCGUGCCAAGCAGGUCACGAUGACUGAGCUCAAUGCCAUCAUCGGGGUACGUGGACUUCCCAAUCUGCCUCUCACCCAACAGCAACAUGCUGUCUACCCAGCCUUCAUGCAACAGCAGCUCCAGGCUCAGCACCUGUCCCACGCUGCCCACGGUGGGCCACCCAUCCAGAUGCCCCCGCACCCCUCGGGCCUACAGCCCCCCGGCAUACCCCCCAUCCCUGGCGUGGCAGGCUCCGGUCUGCUGGCGCUGGGCGCUCUGGGCAGCCAGGCCCACCUGCCCUCCGUCAAGGACGAGAAGAACAACCACGACCUGGAGCACAGAGGCCUGUCAUCCUUUCACUCCCCCCUGGCGAUCCCUCUGGUAAAAGAACGAGAGUCGAGCACGAAUAACUCUGUGUCUCCGUCGGACAGCCUGCGUGCAGCCAGCGAUAAACACCGCAGUUCCUCUGAUUAUAGCAUGGACUCCAAGAAACGCAAGGUGGAGGAGAAGGACGCUAUGAGCAGAUACGAUAGCGAUGGAGACAAAAGUGACGACCUGGUCGUGGAUGUGUCCAAUGAGGACCCAGCCACUCCCAGGGCUAGCCCCGCCCAUUCUCCUCCAGAAAACGGUCUGGACAAAUCACGGGCCCUAAAGAAGGACGCCCCCAACAGCCCCGCCUCCGUGGCCUCCUCCGGCAGCACGCCCUCCUCCAAAGCCAAGGACCACGCCCACAAUGAUAAAUCAUCCACGCCGGGCCUGAAGUCUAACACCCCCACACCUCGUAACGAUGCCCCCACACCAGGCACCAGCACCACCCCUGGUCUACGGCCCAUCAUGGGCAAGCCCUCGGGCAUGGAGGCACUGGCUGCUCCAGCCCUGCGUACCCCUUUGUCCAUAGCUGGCUCCUACGCCACGCCCUUCGCCAUGAUGGGCCACCAUGAGAUGAACGGCUCCCUGACCAGCCCCGGGGUCUACGCCGGCCUCCACAUCUCCCCCCAGAUGAGCGUGGCCGCUGCUGCGUACGGACGCUCGCCCAUGGCGGGGUUUGACCCUCACUCCCACAUGAGACCAGGCCUGCAAGCCAGUCUCACAUCCAUCUCUGGAGGGAAACCUGCCUACUCCUUUCAUGUGAGCGCCGACGGCCAGAUGCAGCCGGUGCCCUUUCCCCCGGACGCUCUCAUAGGCCCGGGCAUCCCACGCCACGCUCGCCAGAUCAACACGCUGAGCCACGGCGAGGUGGUGUGUGCCGUCACCAUCAGCAACCCCACGCGCCACGUCUACACCGGUGGCAAGGGCUGCGUUAAGAUCUGGGACAUCAGCCAGCCGGGCAGCAAGAGUCCCGUGUCCCAACUGGACUGCCUGAACAGGGACAACUACAUCCGCUCCUGUAAGCUCCUCCCAGAUGGCCGCACCCUGAUUGUGGGCGGUGAGGCCAGCACGCUGACCAUCUGGGACCUGGCCUCUCCGACGCCACGUAUCAAGGCGGAGCUCACCUCCUCGGCCCCCGCCUGCUACGCACUGGCCAUCUCCCCCGACGCCAAAGUCUGCUUCUCCUGCUGCAGUGAUGGGAACAUCGCCGUCUGGGACCUGCACAACCAGACCCUGGUCAGGCAGUUCCAGGGCCACACGGACGGCGCCAGCUGUAUCGACAUCUCCCACGACGGGACCAAGCUGUGGACCGGAGGUCUGGACAACACCGUCCGCUCAUGGGACCUGAGGGAGGGACGCCAGCUCCAGCAGCAUGACUUCACCUCCCAGAUCUUCUCUCUAGGCUACUGCCCCACAGGGGAGUGGCUGGCAGUGGGCAUGGAGAGCAGCAACGUGGAGGUUCUCCAUCACACCAAGCCGGACAAGUACCAGCUCCACCUGCAUGAGAGCUGCGUCCUCUCGCUGAAGUUCGCCUACUGUGGUAAAUGGUUUGUGAGCACGGGGAAGGACAACCUCUUGAAUGCCUGGAGGACUCCAUACGGUGCCAGUAUAUUCCAG
Molecule: messenger RNA, 2926 nt
Organism: Oncorhynchus gorbuscha (pink salmon)
Lineage: Eukaryota; Metazoa; Chordata; Actinopteri; Salmoniformes; Salmonidae
Product: transducin-like enhancer protein 3-B
Biological process (GO): regulation of DNA-templated transcription; negative regulation of canonical Wnt signaling pathway
Cellular component (GO): nucleus; transcription regulator complex
Molecular function (GO): transcription corepressor activity; protein binding
Source: RefSeq, a predicted model, not a curated record